Molecule: messenger RNA, 1057 nt
Organism: Salvia hispanica
Lineage: Eukaryota; Viridiplantae; Streptophyta; Magnoliopsida; Lamiales; Lamiaceae
Product: DHBP synthase RibB-like alpha/beta domain-containing protein
Biological process (GO): regulation of translational fidelity
Cellular component (GO): cytoplasm
Molecular function (GO): double-stranded RNA binding; nucleotidyltransferase activity; tRNA binding
Source: RefSeq, a predicted model, not a curated record
AAAAUUCAUUGACCUAAUUUUCAAUUUUCUUGUUAGUUAUUUGGGGUUCUGCAACUCAGUCAAGCAGCCACAAGCCGGCAAUCUGAUGAGAUUAACUGCUCCGACCAAAUUUGCUCAGCCUCAAUCUCCGACGCUGCUCUUCGCCUCUCUCUUUCAACGCUCCACACGGGUGCCUAAUUGGCUAAGUAGGAGGCCUAUUAGGAUGGCUUGGGGUUCGGAGAAAUGUGAUGAGAAGACUGUGGAGCAUUCGGCAACGGGAUUAGUGCGGCCGGCAACUGCAGAUUAUGCAGGAGAGGCGAUUCAAGCGGUCAAAGCCGGAAAAGUAAUCGCUGUGCCAACUGACACCCUCUAUGGCUUUGCUUGUGAUGCUUGCUCAAUGGAAGCUGUGCACAGGAUAUAUGAGAUCAAAGGCCGAAAGCAUACUAGUCCCCUAGCUAUCUGUGUUGGGGAUGUUCAAGAUAUACAACGUUACGCCACUACUCACCAUUUGCCUCUCGGAUUGCUUGAUUCACUGCUUCCUGGACCUGUAACACUGGUAUUAAGACGAGGGGAUUCAAGCAUCCUUGAAAAGUCUUUAAACCCAGGGCUGGACAGCAUAGGUGUGAGAGUGCCCGACUGUGAUUUCAUUCGGCUAAUUGCUCGUGGUUCACAGAGCGCCCUGGCCCUCACUAGUGCUAACCUUAGUGGGCAGCCUAGCAGCGUAGAUGUGAAGGAUUUUGAGAACCUUUGGCAGCAUUGUGCGUGCAUUUACAACGGUGGGCUGCUUCCUUCGGGACGUGCAGGAUCAACAGUCGUCGAUCUUACUAAGCCGGGAGAAUUCAAGAUUCUCAGACCGGGAAGUGCGGAGGAGGAGACAAUUGCAAUCCUUGAGAGAUAUGCUCUGGUAGAAGAAAAUAGUGUCUCGUGACCGCAUUCACAAUUUCCACUUUGGAUGUUUCUCAGUUUGAUUAUACUUGUAUUACUCUUCUCUUCAUGUAUUCUACUAUUGAAAUUUAGUACAGAAUCAAUUCGAUUUCAAUUCAUGCAUAAUAUAUUUAGUAUCGGAUUUGUCGUUGAA